Molecule: messenger RNA, 1072 nt
Organism: Panicum virgatum (switchgrass)
Lineage: Eukaryota; Viridiplantae; Streptophyta; Magnoliopsida; Poales; Poaceae
Product: polyadenylate-binding protein 2-like
Exons: 6
Coding region: 156-770 (204 amino acids)
Molecular function (GO): RNA binding
Source: RefSeq, a predicted model, not a curated record
GGACCCGACUCUUUCCCUAAUCGGCUAAUCCCCGCCUCCACCGAGUCCUCCCAUAGUCCCAUCCAUCCCCCUCCUGAAACCGGAUUGGGGCGAACCGGACCGCAUCAGAAGAGGUCUCGUCUAGCAGCCGAGUUCGCACGCCGGCGCGGACGGCCAUGGAGGACGAGGAGCACGAGGUGUACGGCCAGGAGAUCCCCGUCGACGGCGAGGACGUCGACAUGUCCGGGGCCGGCGACGACGCCGCCAAGCUGCAGGAGCUCGACGAGAUGAAGCGCCGCCUCAAGGAGAUGGAAGAGGAGGCAGCCGCGCUCCGCGAGAUGCAGGCCAAGGUCGCCAAGGAGAUGCAAGGUGUAGAUCCUAAUGCAACCACAUCUGAAAACAAAGAGGAGAUGGAUGCUCGGUCAGUAUUCGUUGGAAAUGUUGACUAUGCAUGCACUCCAGAAGAAGUACAGCAGCACUUCAAUUCUUGCGGAACUGUCAACAGAGUGACAAUACUGACUGACAAGUUUGGGCAGCCUAAAGGUUUUGCUUAUGUGGAAUUUGUUGAAGUUGAAGCUGUUCAGGAAGCUAUUAAGCUGAACGAGUCAGAGUUGCAUGGCCGCCAACUCAAGGUGGCACCAAAGAGGACUAAUGUUCCUGGGAUGAAGCAGCCCCGCGGCCGAGGUUUCAAUCCCUACCAUGGCCACCCCUACAUGAGGCCAUAUGGUUAUAGUCCUUAUGGCUAUGGGAGAUUCCCCAGAUUCCGCCGCCCUCGCAGACCUUAUUUUUGAUUCUCAGGUCUCCAUAGAGUUGUCAGCACAUGAAGCAUAGUCGGUUCAGAUUCAGGAGGAAGCUGGGCCUUAUUCCCGCUUUCUGUUAUUUCAUAGCGUAACAACAUCCCGGGUUUAUGUUCCCAGACAUGUUUUCGAAUUGACGAUGCUUAAGGCUUGUACUGUACUGUAUUGUUGUCUUUCAGUGACGGUUGUGCAAAACAAUUACGAUUUGGUUACACGGAAGGUACUAUUGUGAUGUUGCCGGGCUGCUGUUGCUGCGAUAGCGUGCUUUGCUUAAAUGAAUGUGUAUGUUUGGAAUA